Xiphias gladius (swordfish) is the source of this 1944-nucleotide messenger RNA. It is a transcript of the gene calhm3, whose product is annotated as calcium homeostasis modulator 3. Gene Ontology annotation, molecular function: monoatomic cation channel activity. The coding region runs from base 321 to 1313 and encodes 330 amino acids. NCBI's taxonomy places the organism in Eukaryota, Metazoa, Chordata, Actinopteri, Istiophoriformes, Xiphiidae. The record is from RefSeq and is a predicted model, not a curated record. The transcript has 4 exons.
AGCUGCUAUCUUCCCACAAAAGCUCAGGUUUUUUGCGGAUACUGCUAAAUUGUGGAUUUAAGACUUUUCUUCACAAAAGAUUGGUUCAUAUUGUGAGGUAGGGGGAAAUGUUUAAUUUAAAGUAAAUAAUCAGCCUCGAUUUACUGAUCAAGGCUGAUUAUUGAUUUUCUUCUUAAAAGCACAUUUCACAGAGGCUUAAAUAUUCUGUAAAACUAGAAAUUACUACUUGAACAAUUUCUGUUUCCAUCAUUUGUUGAAUUAAAAACCCCAGCAGCUGUUUCUAUGCCCACCCUCAACAUCACCUACAGUAUAUUUAAGCUAUGGAGCGUCUGAAGUUAGUCCUGCAGUACUUCCAGUCCAACUCUGAGUCCAUCUCCAAUGGGAUCUGUAUAAUCCUGGCCUUGGUCAGCGUCAAGCUCUACACCAGCUUCGACUUUAACUGUCCGUGCCUUCCUCAGUACAACAAACUGUACUCUCUGGGGGUGAUGAUUAUCCCACCUGUCAUACUGUUCUUCCUGGGGUUCCUGGUCAACAGACAUACGGGCGUCAUGAUGGAUGAGUGGAUGAGACCCAUUGGGAACAGAUCCAAAAAUCCUGCUGUGGUGAAGUACCUGUUCUCAGCCAUGAUCCAGCGGGCCCUGCUGGCCCCGAUGGUGUGGGUCCUGGUCACUUUGCUGGAUGGAAAGAUUUUCAUCUGUGCCUUCAGUGUGAGUGUAGACCCUGCACUCUUCUCAGGUUUGCCCAACAACACAGGUCUGGAUGUGAUCAAAAUCCUGGCCAAAGUGCCCUGUAAGGAGGACGUUAUCUUCAGAAACAGCUCUUUCCGCAAAGCAGUCUCUCGUUAUAUUCGCUGCUAUUCACAAGCAGUUGGCUGGUCCAUCCUUCUCUUCCUGAUUGUACUGGGAGCAAUGGGACGCCUCAUCAAGCCCUGUUUCGAGGACUAUGCCACCUUCCUGCAGACACGUUACUGGAGCAACUACCUCGAUGUGGAGCAGAAGCUCUUUGAUGAAACCUGUGUCCUACAUGCUCGUGACUUCGCCCGGAAAUGUGUGGUGCAGUUCUUUGAGGAUAUGAGGGAGGACACCAUACUCUGUCUUCCCCACCCACCCUUCAUCACCAACUUCCAAGAGGAGUGGGAGGAUGACGAAGAGGAGAGACUUCAUGGGUUAACAAAGCAGGAGCAGGUGGACCAGCUGCUCAACAAGUGGUACUACAAUAAACCUGAACUUGACGUGACGAGGAUUGCCCACAGACCCAGGACAUGUGUUACCUGGGAGGACUGUGAAGGGAAGACUUUAUACUCUGAUGUCUAGGAGACUGAGGUGUGUAAUUGCAGCAUGAAUUAUGUCAUGAUCAUCAGUUUAUUUACAUUAAGCUACAGCAACAUGUUGGAUGUAGGUUACUGCAGUGUAGCAGUAAGCUUUGCUAAAAUCAGUCUGAUGUCUAAGCUCAAAGGUCCACAUACUCACGAUUCAGAGUUUUCAAUUGCACAGUCCUCAUUCAGCAAAUGGAGCUGGCACAGGUGUCAUCGCUGGACCGAAUUGGGAACUUUUGGUCACAUGAUUGGUGGCGGUUUAUGGGUAGAAUUAGCCACCUCUGUCUCUUUGCUCGGUCGGGCCAGAUGUGAAUGUCCUCCCUAAUCUUUCUGCUGUCGUCCACUAACUCCUGCUCAGUGACCAUUCACCUGAUCCAGUCACAGCAUCGUGAGUGGUAUUCAUAGACAGCUGAUGUUGUCUGUUCCUGGUAUUCAUUCAGUCUCUUGAUUUUUCACUGAUGUAAUGUCCCCCCAAACCUAUCGCCACAUGAGAAUGUUGAUAUUGGACAAAUAAACAAAACCCCAGAUUAUGUUCAAUUGUGGACAUGAUGGUUGGUCAUUUGACACGACAUCACUACUCCAAAGCCUUGGACUAACAUCUACCUCGUUGCAUGUCAUAACUCUCUCUC